ACGGCGCUGCCAUUCAUGCCUUCAUGCGGCUUUAGAGCUUUGGGCAUUGGGAAGGUAUUUUAGUCGAAGCCAUGUGUUGGGCGAAGAAAUUGAACGUUGCUUCAAGUAUUCUCUUCGUUUCUUUUCGUAUGCAUAUUUUCUAGUUGUACUACAUGAAUUGAGUGAACAUUUAAUGAAAAUGAUAAAAGCGAAGUGCACAUGGAAAGUACAGGGUGAUCGCCCAGUCUCCGAUGCGAUUGUGCAUUUUGAAAACGACGAAAGCAUUGAUCUUGAAGAUGCUAUCUCAGCAGAGAACUGUGUUCAGCUGGAAGCUCCCAUGGAUGACGACAUUGCUGGAAACUACAUUGUUCCUGCAUGUCAGAUUUUCUUGUUUUGCAUUGAAAGCCGUCAGAUCAGCAGCAUUUCAAUUCUUUCCGAAGCACGAGUUAUCGAGGUGUAUGGCUAUCAUGGUGAAUACCUCAGCACUAUGAAGAAUGAACUCAUGGAGGAAGUAGAUGGUCUAUCAGUAUUUCGAGGGGACCUGAACCUUGAACGUCCCGUAAAGGAAUGCUGUCUUAAGUUCAUGCCGUUGAAGUCGAAGGAAUCUAUGUGGCUGUAUGGCAUCAAAAUUGUGCUUCAGCAGAAGGGUCGUACUACCCUCCCUGGUAUGUUCCCACCAAACAUACCAAUGAAGGAAGUGGAAGAGCGACUGAACUCCUCUCAUACUCAGAUCAGCGAUAAGGCUGAAGCAUUCAAAAAGCUGAUGGAAACAUUUCAGGGGGCAAGCCCUUAUAUGCCUAUGAUGCAGCAAACAGUUCCAGGCCUUGCAUUUCAGGCACAACCACAAGUCCAGUUCCCACAAAGUGUUAAUGUUACACAGCUCUUAGGACUUCUUCAGGGAAUGGUGCCACCAGCUGCAAUACAGCCUGCUCAAAAUAAUACAUUCGACCUUGUGCAGCAGAUAGCUGCUUUAAAGCCAGAGAUGGUACAGGAACUGUAUAAACAUAUGCCUGUGCAACAUCAAGCUCAACAAAUGCCUCAGGCAACAGCACCAGUGCAAGAUCAAAAUCAAGAGGCUGCACUGACUACAUUGGCAGAGCUUAUCAGAACAUCGAAAAUAGCGGAACCUCCUUCAGCCCCAGUCCAAAGUCCAGCAGCACCAGUGAAGACAGCAGAAGGAUUUCCCCUUCCUGUGAGCAAUGAAGUCAUCAUGGAAUACCUUGCAAAAUCAGAACUGUUAAGCAAAGAGAGUAUAACAGCUAUUCUGACAGAUAUUGUUAAGAAAAGUGGAUCUGAAUUUCACCUUCAUAAGACUCUUGGAGAUGCUGAAAAACCUGAUAGAAUUCAAGAUGAUGUCAUACAGAAAUAUGCACAAGCACAGCCACAGUCGAUGUUAGACGGCGAGAAGGAAGCUGAUACUAACAUACUGGUGAAACCAGAAGUGAUGAAUAGUGCGGCAGCACUACCACAUAAAGAAGUGUUACCAGAACCAUCUCAUCCACCUGUGACAGCAGCAGUUCAGACAGUUACAGAAGAACUUGUAGACAGUGCUUGCCAGACAGAACCUAUGCAGGAAGAGGGCUCAGCAGCAACUCCUCAGGUCACUCAGGAGAUGGUCUUAGAUGUGCUCAAAGGUGACCUUGAAACAUUGUUUGAAAAGAUGAGCAAGGCAGCACAAGAACAACUACUGAAUCUACUGGGAGGACAUAUGGAAGAACUAAAGCAACAAGUAGUAGAAAAGGUGGAAGUCAAGAUUCAGGAAAUGGAGGAGAGGGUCAAUGCCCGUUUUGAUGCAAUCAUCGACGCCCUUCAGGGACAAGAGGAGGAGGAAGAGAUUUUUGAGCAGACAGAAGAGGGGUCAUCUGUAUAAGGGCUCCUUAUUUAUUUAUUUAUGUUGUUAUACAAACCGCUUAGGAGAUUUACGAAUAGCAAUGUGAGGUCUAUGCAAAAUAAAUGCUUUUAAUGCCCGUAAAAUAAGUGAAAAGAU
Messenger RNA from Ornithodoros turicata, 1966 nucleotides. RefSeq lists its product as uncharacterized. The coding region runs from base 173 to 1849 and encodes 558 amino acids. The record is from RefSeq and is a predicted model, not a curated record. The transcript has 4 exons. NCBI's taxonomy places the organism in Eukaryota, Metazoa, Arthropoda, Arachnida, Ixodida, Argasidae.